This is a messenger RNA of Saimiri boliviensis boliviensis (Bolivian squirrel monkey), 150 nucleotides long. The record is from RefSeq and is a predicted model, not a curated record. Lineage: Eukaryota; Metazoa; Chordata; Mammalia; Primates; Cebidae.
GUAUUUUUAGUAGAUGUGAAGUUUCACCAUGUUGGCCAGGCUGGUCUCAAACUCCUGACCUCAAGUGAUCCACCUGCCUCAGCCUCCCACUCUGUCACCCAGGCUGCAGUGCAAUGGCACGAUCUUGGUUCACUGCAACCUCUGCCUCCA